This is a messenger RNA of Plasmodium fragile, 3150 nucleotides long. RefSeq lists its product as uncharacterized. The transcript has 6 exons. The record is from RefSeq and is a predicted model, not a curated record. The coding region runs from base 1 to 3150 and encodes 1049 amino acids. Lineage: Eukaryota; Apicomplexa; Aconoidasida; Haemosporida; Plasmodiidae.
AUGGCUGAAAAAUUGGUAGAAGUCUUGGUGGAGUAUGUACAACAGAGACAAAUAGCAUCUGAUAAGGGAGAAGGCCCAGGAAGGAAGAGUGAAUUCAGUGAUAUGCUCUGGGACGACAUAGAAAAACUAUUCACGGAGCUGACUGCUACAUUGAGAGUCAAGACUACUAUAGAAAAUGCGGUGUGCCAGGCACUCUAUGGGAAAGCCAAGGAGUCUGUAGUACAGAGGCUGAUAUGCCGGUACAUCGUGAAAAUAUUUGUAUACAUGGAUGGCACGGCAGAAGUAGUCACGGGUGGGACAGAACUAAAUGCCGAGCAGAAGAGCUGGAGGGACUAUUUCAAAUGUGUGGUAGGGAAUGUGACAUUAAUAAAGUUAUUUGAGAAGAACUGUGCAGCAAAGGACAUUAUAAAUAAGGUGUCCAGGCACAUGAGUACAAUAAGUAAAGCACUUGCGGGGCACACUAAUAGCCAACAAUGUCAGGGCCUUGAUUAUGAUAGCCUGAGCAUUGGCACGAAGUUUGUGGCCGGAACGAUGGGUGAAUGGAUAAAUAGGUGGAGACUAACAUCCGUUGGAGGGUUAGGUGGGUCCCGAGCACAGACCUCCUGUGCUGCACCAACAAGUAUAACGAAGGCGAGAGCGAAGACAGAUAGUGAAGACGCGCAUGUAGUGAAACUGUUCCAGGACGGCACUGCAAGAGAGGUAGCGGGAUUAAUACACAAAGAGGCGAAAAUAACGGAAUCCCAGAGAAGAAGAAUAAUGCAGGCAGCGAAGGAUAAAGGAACAGCGACCAGUGUACUGGACGAGGUAAUGCGUCAAAUAGAAACCAAGCACCACGGCGACGGAGGGAACAUUCAGGUGCCAGAUCCUAGCGCCUCCAUACACGCAACCGGCACACAACCACAGGGACCGAAAGGUAAACCAAGUGCAGGACGCGAACUCGGGGAUCCCGCAGGAGGCAGGUCAUUGCCGCCAUCGCAACCACAAGCACCGGCAUCUGCAGUAUUACCAGCAAGACCACAGGCACCUCCUCCACCGUCACCACCUCAGGACCCGACUACUCAGGGCGGCAAGGAAACGCACAGUACAGAUAGGUGCUCAAAGCCAGCACAGUCUGCCACAGUCGUAAAUGCAGGCGAAGGUCUCGCCGGUGCUAAAUCCAUUACCACUAUCACUUUUGGCACGAGUUCCGGAACUCAUGAUGACUGUGACCAGAAGUCCAAAGACACAGAAGCAGGUCUCAGUGCCCCUACGAAUACAGAGUCCACCGAGCAGACGGUACCGCAGGCAGCAGCAGGACCGCCGUCAUCGGGUCCUACAUCCACGUCCACGCAGACACCUUCUACAGAGGCAACACGGGCAGCGACUCCCGCCGGCCCGCCCGGUCCCACAGCUACCGCUGGCGAAGCCGACAGCAGCGGUCAGGAUGCCGUCGUCGAUGGCGGCAAUGAUGACCCCCCUCCUCUCAAUCCACCCAAACCCAAACCGCACCCGAACCCAGAACAAUCGGGGAGCAGCAGCCCCAGCGGGCCGACCAGUACUGGGCGUGCACCAGACGGUCAAAGUACACGCAGUUAUGAACGUGGUGGAGGAGGUGCUGUGGCUCCAGGUAGUCCACCUGGCAGCCAGGAUAUUGCCAGUCCGGGCGGCGGUGACCCAAGUGCAUCCUUACCCCCAGGCGGCGCACAGGAUCCCAACCACGGAGAAAUCCCAGCAGUUGUCACACAGAGCGGUUCAGGGCACGUUCCAGGGGGAGGUGUGUCCAAUACUCCCGGUGGCCCCACUCAAAAACCUAAUGACGCACCCCCACUUGUUCCCCUUCUCCGUUCGAAACCCUUCGACCCCAAGGAUCUCAUCCCCUAUACCCCCGCGCUCCUUCCCGCGGUGGUUGGUACUGCGAUCAUUGCCUUUUUCCUAUGGAAGUACUUUGCGUACCUCGCCAAACGACGACGAACAUAUCGCACCGUUCGUGACGUUCCGUCACCGCCACUCGACGAAGACAUUCUAGAGCAUCUACAACGCGGCGACCUGCCGCCACCCGAUUACGACUACACGAUGGUUAGGGAUAGGCAACCUGCGUCAACAUCCGCCCGACGACGACGCUCGCCACGCGUGCAUACGCGCACGAUUAUCGAGCUACAUCUAGAAGUGCUCCACGAAUGUGAAGCAACAGAAUGGGAAAACGCCAAAGACGACUAUUUGCAGAUUGUCGUGGAGCAGUUUGCACAGGAGUUUGCGCAGGAUUUGAUGCGGGACCAGGAAACGAAUAACAAUAUCGUGGGUGUGUCUACCGCAGACCAUGGUUUACUAGGAAACCAUGUUCCAUCCACCCUGGAUCCACCCAUUGACUCCGACGGCCACGAUCCAUGUCCACCUAACGAAGAUGACCCCGAUCCAUGGAGUUGUAUGGAAACCAUACAGUUCGCACGGGAGCGUGCUCCACCUAACGCAGAUGACCCCGAUCCAUGGAGUUGUAUGGAACCUGUACAGUUAGCAACGGACACUUCUCCACCUGACGAAGAGGACCCCGAUCCAUGGCGUUGUAUGGAAACCAUACAUCCCGAAAAACAACAGCGGAAUGUCCAUUCCCACCCUGGGGACGCGCCGUCGGACUGCACCCAAUGCAUCCCUUGGAUUGACCGCAACAAGCACCUAUUGCAGGACUGCACGACACAGCAGUGGUUUUUGCAACUAAAGUUGGAAUGGACACAAUACCUGCGUCAACAUGCGCCAAACGACGACAACGUGCAUCGUGAACUCAGUGAACAAAGAAGUAUUGGAUGUGUGGAAAUGAAAAAAGAUGCCUGGAAACAGUGGGUCGUGAAGCAACAUAACGACAUGGCAAAGUAUAUCGAAAAAGAUUGGUUUAGGCAUUUGUUGAAUACUGUACAGGAGGAGACAGUGCCGGCAAAAGGCGACGUACCUGCCGUCGACACAGACUUAAACAUGCAAAUAGUAACAGCAGCCGCAGACAUACUAAGCGUGAGAGAUAUACCACGCACGCAACCACUGCAUCCGCAACCUUACAUGACAAAACCGUUAACUGCCCAAUUGUGGAUGCUCCUUCUCGCGUUCGUAAUCGAACAAUGCGAGCUUGAAAGCCGUUUGCAGGAGAAGGAGUUAUAUGUAGAUGACCUAUUGGCCAAGAUCUGA